Prinia subflava (tawny-flanked prinia) is the source of this 707-nucleotide messenger RNA. RefSeq names its product zinc finger SWIM-type containing 7 (gene ZSWIM7). The transcript is spliced from 6 exons. The record is from RefSeq and is a predicted model, not a curated record. Gene Ontology annotation, molecular function: zinc ion binding. Bases 140 to 565 code for a protein of 141 amino acids. Gene Ontology annotation, biological process: double-strand break repair via homologous recombination. NCBI's taxonomy places the organism in Eukaryota, Metazoa, Chordata, Aves, Passeriformes, Cisticolidae. Gene Ontology annotation, cellular component: Shu complex.
UGUCGUGACGUCACUCCCGGAGCGGGAGCGGGACCGGGCUCUGCUCCCGGCGGGAACCGCACCGGGAACCGCACCGGGAGCGGGGCAGGGAGCGCUUCCCGCCGCUCCGCCCGCCCUGGGAUGAUCCUGUGGCAGCGGGAUGGACAGCAGCACCUUGCCAGCAGUGGCAGAAGAGCUCUUGAGAGAGAUCAAAAAGGCUUUUCAGGAGACCUCGCAGGUGCCUGAUGAGCUGCUGCUGGGGCUGAAGUUCAUUUUUGGCCCGUCUGCAGUCCCAGCUCUGGAUUUGGUGGAUCAGCGUUCUGUCACCCGGGUCAGGGCCCCCAGUGGAAGGAUUCUCUACCAGGUCCUUGGAAACUCAGGCAAACUCUACACCUGCUACAGCUCCUGCCACUACUGCACGUGCCCUGCCUUUGAGUUUUCUGUGCUGCAGAAGAGUGAGAGCCUGCUGUGCAAACACAUCCUGGCUGUCUACCUGAGCCAGGCCACGGGGGCCUGCCAGGAACUGGCUGUGUCUGACGAGCAGCUCACAAACAUCCUCCUGGCCGAGGAAGAGGAUGAGGGAUGAAGGAUUUGGAUCACUCCUGGCUGGCAUUUUUAGUAUCUACAAGGCUGUCAAAUGCUCACUGUGGCUGGUAGAUUUCUUCUGUGCUGCAGCCAAGUGUGACAUUAAUUAGCAGCCUGGCACUAAUAAAUUAAUUAAAUAGGCC